This is a messenger RNA of Pterocles gutturalis (yellow-throated sandgrouse), 558 nucleotides long. Its product is annotated as POU domain, class 5, transcription factor 1.1-like. Lineage: Eukaryota; Metazoa; Chordata; Aves; Pterocliformes; Pteroclidae. Gene Ontology annotation, molecular function: DNA-binding transcription factor activity, RNA polymerase II-specific; RNA polymerase II cis-regulatory region sequence-specific DNA binding. Gene Ontology annotation, biological process: regulation of transcription by RNA polymerase II. The record is from RefSeq and is a predicted model, not a curated record.
AUGUUCAGCCAGACAACCAUCUGCCGCUUUGAAGCGCUCCAGCUCAGCUUCAAGAACAUGUGCAAGCUGAAGCCGCUGCUGCAGCGUUGGCUCAACGAGGCAGAGAACACGGACAACAUGCAGGAGAUGUGCAAUGCGGAGCAAGUGUUGGCCCAAGCCCGGAAGAGGAAACGCAGGACCAGCAUCGAGACCAACGUGAAGGGGACGCUGGAGAGCUUCUUCCGCAAGUGCGUCAAGCCCAGUCCCCAGGAGAUCUCCCAGAUUGCCGAGGACCUCAACCUGGACAAAGACGUGGUGCGGGUCUGGUUCUGCAACCGGCGUCAGAAAGGCAAACGGCUGCUGCUGCCCUUUGGCAACGAGGCGGAGGGUAUGAACCAGUCCCUGGUGCCCACCGGCCUGCCCAUCCCGGUGACGUCCCAGGGCUACAGCCUGGCUCCCUCCCCUCCCGUCUACAUGCCGCCCUUCCCCAAAGCUGAGAUGUUCCCUCAACCGCUGCAGCAGUCCUGCCCCAACACCGCGGCUGGGCUGGGGGGCAGUUCCCCCCCACCGUCGCCCUGA